Molecule: messenger RNA, 969 nt
Organism: Cylicocyclus nassatus
Lineage: Eukaryota; Metazoa; Nematoda; Chromadorea; Rhabditida; Strongylidae
Source: the annotation of a GenBank genome assembly
AUGACAUGCUUCAUUCAACAGCGAGCAAUCCUCUUGCAAGUAAUUUAUAAUUCCGUCAGAGAAAACCGUCAGCAGCAUGGACGGGAUUGUGAAACGUGCCAACUUUCUGACGUGUACCAUAUGGAAGCCGAGACUAUUUGCGUUGAAGCUUGGCUGUCCGAGAAUAAAAAGGAUUUUGCACCACCUGUAUGCAAUAAAUGCAUGUUUGCCAAGCAACUCAAGGUAUUCUAUGUAGGAGGACCAAAUUCGCGCAGAGACUAUCAUCUGGAGGAGGGAGAAGAGUUUUUCUACCAAAAGCAAGGGGACAUGGUGCUAAAAGUCAUUGAACAUGGACAGCCGCGCGAUAUUAUCAUUAAAGAAGGAGAGAUUUUCCUCUUACCAUCGAGAGUGGAGCAUUCGCCACAACGCUUUGAGAAUACUAUAGGAUUUGUUGUCGAAAGAACGCGAGAAAACACUGAGUUUGACUGUGUAAGGUACUUCGUUGAACCUUCUACUGAACGGUUAUUUGAACGAUGGUUUCAUCUUCAAGAUGUUGUCCGAGACUUGCCGCCACUGAUCAAAGCUUUCCACGCAUCUGAAGAGUUCAAGACAGGCGCACCCGGAAAGAAAAGCUUCCUGGUUAAUGCACCCUAUGAGCCAAUUCCUUUAAACCUCGUGGAACCAAUCAAUCUCAAACAGUUUAUUGAAUCCAACAAGGACCGACUAGGAGUUGCACCUGUGCAGAUUUAUGGCGCUCCUAACUAUUCUACACAAGUACUUUUGUACGGCGAAGGAAGGCACCUGAUUGAGGCAAAUGACUAUGAGCUCCUUAUAUGGAUUAUGAAUGAUUCCGAGGCAGUUCUGGAGCAGCCAAAAGGAAUACGUACAAUGCACUCACUAUCGAUGACAAUUUGUCCACCACAAAUAAAUUGCUGCGUGGACGUACGAAAAGGUCAAGCGAUUACGAUUCAGAUGAUGCCGAAACUCUAA